CUCGCCCCUCCCUGAUCAAUGAGGGCUUAUUUAAAUGAUCUCUGAGGUCUUGGACCCAGGCCAAUCAGCUGUCAGGGCUCAUGAUAAAUCGCAAUGCAUUAUUGAUAAUAAUAAUUACUGGGACAUGCGCGUUCCGGCCGAAGGGGGGUAAAAUUUCCCAACUCCAGGAAUUGGUGGCAAGUCACCAGGGGCUCUUCCCGGCGCCCCGAUGCGCGCACCAUGUCGAGGCGCAAGCAGGCGAAGCCCCAGCACAUCAACUCGGAGGAGGGCCAGGGCGAGCAGCCGCUGCAGCAGCCGAGUCCCGACCUCGCAGAGGCGCCGGCGGCGGAGGAACCGGGUGCUCCAGUGAACUCCCUAGGGAAUGGCGACGGAGUGACAGAGGCCGCGGUCCCGGUCCCGGUGAAGCGCCUCCGGCGGGAGGAGACUCACAUCUGUGAGAAGUGCUGUGCUGAGUUCUUCAGUCUCUCUGAGUUCAUGGAACACAAUAAAAGUUGCCCUAAAAAUCCUCCCGUCCUCAUCAUGAAUGACAGUGAGGGGCCAGUGCCUUCAGAGGACUUCCCCAGAGCUGUCCUCAGCCACCAUCCGGACAGCCCAAGCAAUAAGGACAGUCCCCAGGACGGCAGCAGCAGCAGCUCAGGGGACUUGAAGGAAAAGCUGGGCACAGACUCCAUCCUGUACUUAAAGACAGAGCCCACUCUGCCCACCACACCCCAGGACAUAAGCUACUUACCCAAAGGCAAAGUGGCCAACACCAAUGUGACUCUGCAGGCGCUCCGCGGCACCAAGGUGGCGGUGAACCAGCGGAGUGCGGAUGCCCCUGCAGCGCCUGUCCCGGUUGCCCACAGCAUCCCGUGGGUCCUGGAGCAGAUCCUGUGUCUGCAGCAGCAGCAGCUCCAGCAGAUCCAGCUCACAGAACAAAUCCGUAUCCAGGUGAACAUGUGGGCUGCGCACGCCCUCCACUCUGGAGUGGCCGGUGCCGACACUCUGAAGGCCUUAAGCAACCAUGUGUCUCAGCAGGUGUCCGUAUCCCAGCAGGUGUCCGCAGCUGUGGCCCUGCUCAGCCAGAAAUCCUCAAACCCGGCUCUGUCUCUAGAUGCCUUGAAACCAGCCAAACUACCUCAUGCCAGUGUCCCCUCUACAGCAAACUCGUUGUCUCCGGGGUUUACGCCCUUCACCUUGAAGCCUGAUGGGACUCGGGUUCUCCCCAACUUCAUGUCUCGUCUCCCAAGUGCCCUGCUACCUCAGACCCCGGGCUCUGUGCUUCUUCAGAGUCCCUUCUCAACCGUGGCACUCGAUCCAUCCAAGAAAGGAAAGGGGAAGCCCCCAAACAUCUCCGCGGCUGCGUUGGAUGUCAAGGCCAAGGACGAGGCCAUCCUCGGCAAACACAAGUGUAAGUACUGUAGCAAGGUUUUCGGGACCGAUAGUUCCCUGCAGAUCCACCUCCGCUCCCACACCGGAGAGAGACCUUACGUGUGCUCUGUCUGUGGUCACCGAUUCACCACCAAGGGCAACCUCAAGGUACAUUUCCACCGACACCCUCAGGUGAAGGCAAACCCCCAGCUGUUUGCCGAAUUCCAGGACAAAGUGGCGGGAGGCACCGGCGCCCCCUAUUCACUCUCUGUCCCCAUCCCUGUAGAUGAAUCGAGUCUGUCUGUAGACACUGAACCUGUCCAUGUCACAGGAACCCCUUCCAUAGGGCUACCUCAAAAGCUCACUUCAGGGCCUAACCCCAAGGACCUCAUGGGUGGCUCCCUGCCCAACGACAUGCAGCCAGGGCCUUCUCCAGAAAAUGAGGUGGGACUUCCACUACUUGGGGUGGGGCUGGUGCAUAAUCCCCCAAGGGUUGGGGUCUUCCAGGGGAGUGGGACCCCAGAGCCAGGAUCGGAGACUCUGAAAUUGCAGCAGCUUGUGGAGAACAUUGACAAGGCCACUACCGACCCCAACGAGUGUCUCGUUUGUCACCGAGUGCUCAGCUGUCAGAGUUCCCUCAAGAUGCAUUACCGUACCCACACAGGGGAGAGACCGUUCCAAUGCAAGAUCUGUGGCCGGGCCUUCUCCACCAAAGGCAAUCUGAAGACGCACCUUGGGGUGCACCGGACCAACACCGCCGUAAAAACGCAACACUCGUGUCCCAUCUGCCAGAAGAAGUUCACCAAUGCCGUCAUGUUACAGCAACAUAUCCGGAUGCACAUGGGUGGCCAGAUCCCUAACACGCCCCUGCCGGAGAGUCCCUGCGACUUUACAGGUCCUGAGCCCAUGGCCAUUAGUGAGAACGGCGGUGCCAAUGCCGUCUGCCAGGAAGACAUGGUGGAAAGGGUUGAAGCAGAUGGCAUCUGUCCCCAGGAUGGACCCAGUAUCUCUUCAAAGGUCUCCACGUCCGUUCCCAGUACCCACCUGGUGUCACCCAUUCUGGGCUUUUCUGUGAUGGCUCCCCUGGACGCCCAGGGAAAGGGGACUCCUCACCCUCUGGGCCUGCAGAGGCAGAGCAGCCGGGAAAACGGCUUGGUGGAGAGCGACAACUGCCUGACCAAUGACUCGUCCUCGUUCCUGGGUGACCAGGAGUGCCAGAGCCGAAGCCCAGAUACCACGGAGACCAUGUGCUUCCAGGCCGUGUCCCCUGCCGGUAGCCAAGCCGAGAGCGUCAAGUCCCGGUCUCCUGAGGUGAACAAGGCUGAGGGCGUCGAGAGCGGCCGCAUUGACGUGGAAGGUCGUACCAGCAUCCCGUCAACAUUUAUCCGAGCACAGCCCACCUAUGUCAAAGUUGAAGUUCCUGGCACCUUUGUGGGACCCUCUAGCUUGUCCUCAGGCAUGACGCCUUUGCUAGCGGCCCAGCCACGCCGACAGGCCAAGCAACACUGCUGUACCCGGUGUGGAAAGAACUUCUCAUCUGCCAGUGCUCUCCAGAUCCAUGAGCGCACGCACACGGGAGAAAAGCCUUUUGUCUGCAACAUAUGUGGGCGAGCCUUCACUACUAAAGGCAACCUGAAGGUACACUACACGACACACGGGGCUAACAAUAACUCCGCCCGGCGUGGCAGGAAGCUGGCCAUAGAGAACACUGUGGCUGUGCUAGGAGCAGAAGGCAAGAGAGUGUCUGAGAUGUUUCCCAAGGAACUCCUGUCCCCCACCGUGAGUGUCGACCCUGCCACGUGGAACCAGUAUACCAGCGUCCUCAAUGGGGGCCUGGCCAUGAAGACCAAUGAGAUCUCUGUGAUCCAGAGCGGAGGCAUCCCCACCCUGCCAGUGUCCCUGGGGGCCAGCUCCGUGGUGAGCAGCGCCACACUUUCCAAGCUCGAUGGCUCUCAGUCUGCUGUGAGUGGGAACGUGGAGAAGCCUGCUGCUGUUCCCGAUGGUGUGGCCAAGCACCAGUUCCCCCACUUCCUGGAAGAAAACAAGAUCGCAGUCAGCUAAGGCCAAAGAGGGGAGUAGCUGGAGUGAGAUCUGCUUCCUUGUUUAGUUUUCUUACCGUCUUCUGCUUUUUCUCUUCCUGAUAUGCAAGUGAUGUUUACACUUGUGACCAUAGCCUUGGGCAGUUCUAAGGUCUUAAUUGUUGCUAUGCUGCUUUCCAAAAAAUCAAAAUAAAACAAAAGAAAAAAAGAAGAAAAAAAAGAAAGAAAGUUGAAAAACAGAACUAAAAAAAAGGACUUAAGUUUUGGGAUAGAAGCGGGUUUGAAGAGUAGCUUUGUUACUUGGGAUAAACUGUAUACUGGAGGCUUUGUGUGACCUCGUGGCUGUUUCCAAAGACUGCACCUGUUUCAAAGUGAAACAGUUGGGACAAAUUGGACCACAGUGGAAGCGAUUACUUACCUCAGUCCAGGGGUAAGGGUGCUGUGUGCUUCCAUGGUGACUAAUGCGGGUAAAUGGACACAUUUGUAGGGACCCUGUGUUCAUCUUCUGUUGUUGAAUGUACUUUAAGAGAAAGAAAUGAAACCUCAGAAAAACUAAGGUGGUCCAAUUAGCCCACUUGCUCCAACCUGAGAACCUCUGUAGGAUGCCCUCCACACACUGACCCUGGUCCCCAGGGAGCCCACCUCUUACCCUGAUGCUUAUUUAAACCGGUUUGGAGUCCCAAGAGCACCACCUGCUCCCCCCUUCUCCCACAAACCACCUUCUCCCCAGACCCUGGAGUGGCCGGGCACCAGAGAGGGGAACCUCAGGUGACUUCGGGUGGUUCUACCGUGCCCCACUGCAUUGCCGAAGUUCUUCGUGUUCCUUCUUAGGGGCAAACUGACCAGGGCCAGUCUCCUCCCCGCUCCACCGGGCCUCUUCUGUUGUUACUUCAGUUUCCUUAUCCCAAGUCUGGGAGGUUUCCACGUCACCCACCCUCUGCCAUGAUGAAGGUUAGUUAUAUCAUAGAGAUAGGCAAGUCUUGGGUGUGAGGGCUUUAAUUUAUCUACCUCAUUUAUUUUUAUUUUUAUAGCCCAAAAGUAAAAAAAAAAAAAAAAGUCUAUUUUGCUAUUUUGUGACCGCAAAGUAUUCCCAGGUCUUAAACCUAAGAGUUAAUGUGGUGAGAAGGGCCAGUUGUUCAUUCAAGAUGUCUCCAUGGUUGGUUCUGGGCUUUUUUUUUAAUUAUUAUUAUUAUUAUUAUAUUUUUGUACAUGUAAUAAUUUUGAGCAGCUGUUGUAACAGUGUUCGGAUGGUUUAAUGAGGAAGGAGGGACUUAAUCUCUCUAGCUCCUGGGUAGAUUUCUCCCUGCCCUGUGAAAUGCCAUUGCCAAAAUGAGGGCGGAGCCUCGUCCGCCAGUCUCCUGCCCAUUCUUUGUUCUUGCACCUGAUUUAGGAUCCAAAACUUUUUUUUUUUUUUUUUUUUUUUGCCAAGUUGUGCCUUUCCUUCUGGGAUUGUAAGUGACCUAGUGACAAAAGUGGUCGCUGGUUCGCUUGUUCAGCUGUUUACACUGUGAAGUGGAUAUUGUUACAGAGAACACACCAGCCAUGGCUUUUCUCACACCCUGUGAAUGAAUGUGUGAACUACGCUGUAGUUUUACCUGCUGAUGCUGUCUGUCCGAAAAUAAAUUUUGAAUGUUUUUUUUUUU
Messenger RNA from Peromyscus leucopus (white-footed mouse), 5032 nucleotides. It is a transcript of the gene Sall4, whose product is annotated as spalt like transcription factor 4. Gene Ontology annotation, molecular function: RNA polymerase II cis-regulatory region sequence-specific DNA binding; DNA-binding transcription factor activity, RNA polymerase II-specific. Gene Ontology annotation, biological process: regulation of transcription by RNA polymerase II. Gene Ontology annotation, cellular component: nucleus. NCBI's taxonomy places the organism in Eukaryota, Metazoa, Chordata, Mammalia, Rodentia, Cricetidae. The record is from RefSeq and is a predicted model, not a curated record.